GUGGAGUUAUUAUGGUCAUUAUUCCAUUUGCACUGUUGAGUUUAGAGCCAAAAAAGCAGUAUUAAAACAGUAAAUCAGGUUAAGCAUACCUGGUGGCACAGUUGAUGGAUUUUGACAGCCUCUGCAGCUGUACUAUUUUCCCCCAGGCCACCACUCCCUCAGCUGCUGUUGUUUUCACUCCCAACCCUUUGCCUACCUCCUCCCCCACCGUUCCACCCCUUCCGCUUUCAUUCAACUGAUCUUUAGUUCUUCACGAGACCUGAGACAGCUUAUCUGCUUCGAGGACACAGCUGCGCUGGGGAUCGAAGACAGUUUUCAGGGUUCUUCAGACAGGUGAAGGGAGCGGGAUGUGGCCACCCACACUGACCCUGGAUCUGCUCCUGCUGGUCAGUUUGUUCCUUGGUGCCCAUGGUGAACAAAUGUCUUACAGACCUCAGAACUGCACGCUUGAAUGCAUCCGCCGGGGAGAUCCAAGAUGUGAAUACUGCAGAAUCUCAGCAGACGACGUACAGAUAUCUCCCAGCAUUCCCUUCUCCAGCCCUUUUGGAAAUACAAGCAUCUACAAUAUUGCAAGUAGUGUUGUAAAAAGCCAUGUGUUGUAUCACUCAGAUCCCUUCACGCAUCUGUCUUUGGAUAGCGAGUAUGCUGUGACUGUCAUGGCACUGCCCAUUCCUGAGCGGUGGGACCAGUUCUAUCAGAGGAAACAGUUUUUCACACGCACAUGUCCUGAAAAAAAUGGUCUCGAAGAGUGUAAGAAAGACUGGUAUCCCAGAUACGUUGAGGUCCACCAGGAGAACUGGGACGUUUAUGUGACCUUUAACCUUGCACCUGAGAACUUCAAAGUCCGUCAGUAUUUUUCAUCAUGUUUCGGAGGCGGCCUGCGGAAUUACACAAGCAUCAAACCAGAUUUCAGUCUCAAUAAGACACAUCACACAUACCGAUUGCAGAAUCUCCAAGUGGGUACGAACUACACCUGCGAGAUUGCUGCAGAUGUUGUGGAUGCAGUCAGGAAAACAUUCAUUGUUGUAGUAAAACAUAGUUCUGAAGUUACGCAGUACUAUGACAAAAAACUGGAUGAAGGACAGUGUGUUUUGCUGGACAGAGCCACCUGUCCCCCUCGCCUCCUGAUUUGCUACUCAAGUAAUGAUGGUCCUGCCCACGUCAGAGUCGUGCUUCAACUGGCUGCGUUUUUGCAAAAGCACAUGGGUACCCAAGUGCAUUUGGACUUGUGGGAGGCCUUGAGUAUUAUGGAGGAGGGCAGUAUGGGGUGGCAUUGCAGGAGAUUGAACGAGUGUGACUUUGUGUUGGUCAUCUGCUCACAAGGUCUCCUUCAGAAUCAGAAGCAGCAGUCUGAGGACGAGGAACCAUUAGAGAACACUGCUUUGGCAAUGAUUUCCAUGAUCGGAGAGGAGCUGUGCCGUGCCAAAGCGUUAGGUCGAGACCUCUCCAAAUACAUGGUGGCCACUUUUGAGUACUCACAAGAGUCUGAUAUCCCCGCGGCACUUGGUCUUGCUUCAAGAUACACCUUGACUAAAGACCUACCCUUGCUCUUCUCUCAUCUUCACGGAGUGGCUUUGCAGAAGCCCGGAGUUUACCUACAGGUGGAGAACAUUUCAGAAAGUGGGUACUGUAAACUCCCAGCUGGGGCUGCACUACAGCUGGCCAUCCAGGAGGCCACGGCACAGUUCUCUGAAGAGGAACAUGUAGGAAUUCCAGUCAUUUCAUAAGGACUGCAUCAAUUAAUUAAUUGACUCACUUCAUCAUUCUAACGAAACAAAGGGAAGAGUGUUAUUUGAGAACAGUCCCUUUACUGACGGAUUCCACCAGGACUUCCUUGGGAGCCACUAGUACUUAUCUAACGUUCCUGAUUUACAUCUUUUGAAUGUCAAUGGAGAAGAGUCUUGUAUGGAAAAGCACAUUCUAGUUGUAGCUCAGUGGCAUCUUGGGUGACUUUAGGUUAUUGUGAAAAACAUAUAAGAGGGAUGUUGAAGUAUAUUGACGUUAUCGAAUGCUGUGAACGAUUUUUUUCAUAUAAAUGUGUAUUUAUUUUGUCUUAUUUUUGUUCUGUUGCUUAUGUUCAUGCAUGUUAAACAUCAUGUUACAGUGAAUAUUCCUAGUAAUUGCAUGCACUUCCACUACAAAUUAUAGUCUUUCUUCUACAAAUUGAAAGAGGACACUUUCGAUGUAUUGCUGUGAAUGACUUUCAAUUCUGUAGUUUGCUGACCUGAAGUGUUCUUUUUUAAUUACAUUUAUUAUAUUGUAUGUAAGGUCAGUUUCUCACAAAUGUAUUGUUUUGCAACAAUCUGUAUUUGUAUAACAUGAAGGGGGGAAAAAAUACAUUUUAAUGUGACAAAAUACCUCAACAGCAACAACAGUGCAUUGUCCUACACUAUAAUAAUGCAAGGAAAUUCAGCCACAAUUAAAAACACACCCAUGUCUCAGUGAGUUUGCAGGGCGGUAACAUACCUGUGUAUAAGGUAAUGCAUUAAUCGUUACAUAAAAUGUUUAUGAAACUGUAUGAAUGCAUGAUGUUUUACAAAUAAACUUUCAU
This is a messenger RNA of Sinocyclocheilus rhinocerous, 2551 nucleotides long. RefSeq names its product interleukin-17 receptor D-like. Gene Ontology annotation, molecular function: interleukin-17 receptor activity. The coding region runs from base 348 to 1727 and encodes 459 amino acids. NCBI's taxonomy places the organism in Eukaryota, Metazoa, Chordata, Actinopteri, Cypriniformes, Cyprinidae. The transcript is spliced from 10 exons. The record is from RefSeq and is a predicted model, not a curated record.